Molecule: messenger RNA, 863 nt
Organism: Asparagus officinalis (garden asparagus)
Lineage: Eukaryota; Viridiplantae; Streptophyta; Magnoliopsida; Asparagales; Asparagaceae
Exons: 2
Coding region: 69-683 (204 amino acids)
Source: RefSeq, a predicted model, not a curated record
UAUAUCCAGAGCUUGAGAUGAGCUAGAGAUCGGAAAAUUAAAAAAAGAAAAAAAAACAAAAAACAAAGAUGGGCAUUUUCGUAAGCAAAUGCCGCACCGACCGCUGUGAGAAGACCCCAGCCCAGCUCACGGCCCAAAUCCGGACCCUGGAAGAGCAGAUCGCAAGCCUGAACCUCCAACAGGAGGAGGAGAGGAGGGAGAACAGCAGCGAGGUCGAGAGACUGAGGAGGAGGAUCGAGGACGACGAGGAGAGGAUGAGGAGCUUGGAAGGAGAGCUGAUGGCGAGCAGGGACGUUGAGGGCGAAGAAUGGCAGCAUUGGCUCGGGACCGAGUGCUUGGUGGAGCACAUGAAGGAGGAGCAGAAGCGGAGAGAGGUUCAGGUUGAGAAGUGGAAGAGUCUGUAUCUUACUAUCAAGAACGAGCUUGACGAUUUGAUUCUUAGGACUAAACAAGGAGGCAGAUUUAUCUUAGGAGCAAAUGAAGAUCUUAUCGAUAGGCUUCAGAUGGAGGUGAUGGCAAAAGAAGAGACCAUUGAAAUGCUGAGAUCUCGCAUCUCAUUAAUGGAGAAGGAAGAGAAGAGGAGAGAAAGAGAAAUUGAUAUUUUGAGACAGAGCUUGAAAAUUCUCAACAAUACAAAGAGAAAUGGGAUGAGAAGGAAUCAACAGAGCCGCUGGCUGUUGUGAAACAUUGGAAGGUUGAUUACAUGUUAAUUAGCUUGGAAGAUAGCAGUCAAUCACAGAUGUAAUUUGUAUAAGGAAAACAUAUGGAAUUACAUAUGAAUCAUCUUUUGAUUUUUGUCAAUCACAUGUUGGUUCUCUGUUCAAGUUAUUGCUUGAUUACAUAUAAUCUAGUUACUUUGUACA